Molecule: messenger RNA, 309 nt
Organism: Cryptococcus amylolentus CBS 6039
Lineage: Eukaryota; Fungi; Basidiomycota; Tremellomycetes; Tremellales; Cryptococcaceae
Exons: 1
Coding region: 1-309 (102 amino acids)
Source: RefSeq, a predicted model, not a curated record
AUGUCAGCAAGCCGGGAGCAGGCCAGGAGGCAGCAGAUAGGUUCAAGAGUCCGCAACGACGACAAGCGACGUGCACGUUUGUUCGAUUCUCCCGCUCCCUCCUGGAAAGGUCUCAGGAAGCUCGAGGGAUGUGCUGACGAUCACGAACACGACGGAAGUGUGAUAUGUAGUGAGACAGGCUUUUCCAGAUCAUUUCCAGCCAUUCAGCCGGCGGAAAUGAUUACGGAGGGGAGGUGUCGGGAAGCGGGAAGGAUUCAAGAACGUUGCUGGCUGCUGUCUUUGCUACGUACACUUCAUGGUUUAGGUUGA